AUGAUGGGUGAUUAUAUUGAGAAAGAUUUAGUUGAACUUCGAUUUACACCACAAUAUGCAGUGGAUUUAAUUUACGAUACAUUAGAAUGUCUUCAUGAAGUGUUGACAAAAAAUGAUAUUCAAUAUACUAUAUUUGGUGGUACUGCUUUAGGUACUGAACGACAUGGUGGUCUUAUACCAUGGGAUGAUGAUGCUGAUACAGCUAUUUUGAGUAAUGAUGAACAACAAUUUCUUGCAUUAUCAGAUACAUUUUUUAAUCAUGGUUUCACUCUAUUACCAGAACCAAUUUUUAGUGGAUAUCAUCUUUAUCAUACAAAGUUGGCUAAACCUCUAGCAAAUGCUCAAUAUCCAUAUCCAUUUGUUGAUAUCUUUAUAUUAAAUGAUACAGAUUCAAGUUAUGAAUAUCCAAAUGAAACAGCACGUCAAUAUUGGCCUGAAACACCAUUGCCAUAUGGUUGUUUUGAUCGUCUUGUUGAUGUACAAUUUGGUCACCUGACACUUCGCGGUCUAUCAUCAGAAGAUAUGAAACAACACUUAAAUGAUAAUUAUGGUAAAGAUUGGCCCUGUGUUGCUUGGCGAGAGUAUGAUCAUUUUUAUCAUGAAACUUUCCCCAAAAUACGCGUUCCAUUGAAAGAUGAAAAUGCAAAACGACCAGCACAGCAUUCUAAAUAUCAAUGA
Messenger RNA from Rotaria sordida, 678 nucleotides. The record is from the annotation of a GenBank genome assembly. NCBI's taxonomy places the organism in Eukaryota, Metazoa, Rotifera, Eurotatoria, Philodinida, Philodinidae.